GAAGUGUCUGGAACGAACAUGCAGCUUCGCCGGAAAAGCAUCCGUUCCAUCGCAACCAUCGUGGAUCAUCGCGACUGAAGUGCUCCUCCCUCACGGAUUAAGCUUUACGGUGUGGCGAUGUCCAGCGUGGCCGAGACCAGCGGGCGCUCGUACCACGUGCACGCCAAGGCGUGCGCCUGCCGCAGUGCCGAGAAGCCGGUGCAGUACGGCGGCUGUCGCAGGAAGCGCCGCACCAGCCUGCUCCUGGGCGGGUGCAGUAAGAUGCACCAUCCCAGGACGCGGAGGCACACCACCACCGUGGAACAGGUGUACCGGGCGGUGCCUUGGAAAGCGGUGCAGGUCGGCGUCAGGGGACCCCGAGGACUUUACGAAACGGUGACCGGAGAGGGCCAUCAACAGAUCCAGGAGCUGGUGUCGCCGUUGGUGGAACGGUGGAAGAUCUUCCAACCCCGCGUUCGACUGGCAGCCUCUGGUGCACCACUCGAGCCGUCAGCCUGCACCGCGCUCCUCGUGGGACAGGAGGUGCUCCUGGAGGACCGAAGACACUACGCGCCGGCCACAAGAUGGGGUUUCGACAGCCGGCUGGGAAUCGUCGAGGAGCUCGCCACGUCCGAGAAAGAGUACAACGCGGACCUCAGCGGCGUCUUCAACUUGUACGCUAAGCCUCUCAAGAGACUGAUUUCCAUGCAUGAGGAUGAGUACAAGGCCCUCUUCGACUGGAUUGAACCUAUUCUCUCGAUCAGCAGCCUCAUGACCAUGAAGCUUCACGCCGCCUUGGAGCACUGGGACUCGCAGCACACAAAGAUCGGCAACGCGUUCUCCAAGCUGCUCUGGAACCAGUACGAGGAAUACCAGGCGUCGCUCCAGCGAGUAGUGUUACCAGUGCUGAGGGACAAGGAGGGCCGCGAUGCCCAGUUUGUGACCCUGUGCAAGAUGAGCCGCGGUGCCGUCAAGUACACCCUGCACGACUUCCUCCAUCAACCGUUGGAGCGUCUGCUGCAGUAUGAGCAGUACCUGUCGCAGCUGGCCUCAGCUACGCCCAAGCACCACCCAGACUACAACGACCUCACCAAGGCGGCGCAGAAGGCAAAAAGCAUGGUGAGACGGAGCGACUCCAACAAGGAGGAAACUGAUCUCGAUCGGAUUCAGGACCUCUUCCCCAGUGACAACCUCCGGCUUCACGACCGCGAUCCGCUGUCGCCGCGGAAAGGCCUGCUUCGAACAAAGUCAGCAGCUGCGUCGAAGCUGCACAGAGCUCUCUCUGGAAAGUCAAAGUCCGUCACCGAUAUGGCAUCCCCGGGUAAAGACUGCACCGCCGUGUUCCAGGAUGGAAGCAGGUCGGUUGGCAGCUGCGCGCGCUACUUCAUCAUGGAUGGGCCGGCCCAGUUCUCCAUUGGACUCCAGAACCAGGAGCGGCACCUGUUCCUGCUCAGCGAUGUUUUGCUCAUUGCAAAACCAAAGUCGUCUGGCAACUACAAGCUAAAGGAGAAAGUCCGUACAUGCGAGAUGUGGCUCUCCAACUGCCUGGCGGACGUGAGCGAAUCGACGCGCUCCGCGGACACCUCAUUCGUGAUUGGCUGGCCCACCACGAACGUCGUUGUUACCUUCAGCUCUUCGGCCACGAGAGACCUGUGGCACAGCCAGUUCGCGCAGCUCAUAUCUGAGGCGAAGGAGCGAGAGGGACGCCAGCCAACAGCUCUACAGGUCAGCUACUGGGACCCAGUAUCUCAACACGAAUAUCAAGAAACCAUCAGAGUCACGAACAGCCAUACAACAAAGGAUUGCAUCUAUCUCGUCACCCACAAGCUAGACAGUGCAUCUAAUCCGGACGACUUCCAGCUUUGGGUCAAGACUGGAAAAGAUGAAGCGCCCUACCCGCUCAUAGGCCACGAGUUUCCCUACUGUAUAAAAAUGAACUUCGUUCGCGAGCUGCUUCAGAGUUCCAACCUAGAUCUGUCCACGCUCUCAGACGUCAUCACGGGUUGCAAGUGUGCCUUCAUCCUCAGGAGGAACUACAACAAGUUCACGCUAUCCGAUGCGGAGAAACCAAAGAAACCUCGGCGUCCGACCCUCAUCAACUGGCCGUUCAAGAAGCAGCCAUCUUCGAAGCAGUCCUCUACAGACUCGGGCAGCAUAUCCCCGGUGGUCGGCAGCCUCUUUGGCCAGGAUCUGAGCAAGGUUUCUCCGAAUGGGUCUCUACCCAAACCUGUCAUGGCACUGCUGCGACAACUGUUCUUGCGGGGCCCGUUCACUUACGGAAUAUUCCGAAAGUCUGGGAACGUUCGCUCCAAGCGUGAGCUCCAAGCGAGGCUGGAAGAAGAUCCAGACUUCAACUUGUCCGACAUGCCCAUUCAUGUCGUCGCCGCUGUAUUCAAGGAGUUCUUGGGUUGCCUACCAGACUGCUUGCUCCAGCGGUGCUUGUACUCAGAGUGGCUCAAAGUCCUGCGUGUGGAGCCCCAGUGGAAAAAAAGGGACUACACGAUCAGCCUUUUGAAGAGGCUUCCGCCAGCCCAUGUCGAGUUGCUGCGCCACUUCCUAUGCGUCCUUUGGCACAUCAACAACCGUAGCAAGGAAAACAAGAUGCCCUCGUCCAACCUGGCCGUGUGCAUUGGACCCAGCCUGCUGAGCCCGAAGUUUGUUGACAGCUACCACUCGCCCACCCUGCAGUCAGAGAUCUCUGAGCAAGUGCCUCAGCUGGUAGAGUAUCUGAUUGAGAACAGUGUGGACAUUUUCGGCAAGGACCUGCUUACGCUGUUUGGAGAGCCUCCACAGAAGGACCCCUCAAUUCAAGACUCUGGAGCAGAGGAGUCUGACAGCCCACACAGCUUGCAAGAAAGUGGAAGUGCCUUCCGAAGAGAUGACUCUUCAAUCGACAGUCUUGAAAGGGCCCUCAUGGAGGAUUCUAGUCCCAAGUUGCCAAACAGGACCAAAGUGUCGUUGACCAAUCUCAGCAGGGAUUCUGGUCUCACCCUCAGCGACACUCAGCUGUACACCCCCGAAGAUGAUGUCGAAAUGGAGAACACAAAUUCUGCGCUUCAGGGCAUGACGAAGAGCGUGCCACACUUAGAAGCCGUCGGCGUGCAAGAGUCCACCUACAGUCGGAGCAACGGCGUUAGCAUUGACGGCUCCUGCAACGAUGUAGUUCGGCGCCGAAAGUGUGGCGGGGAAGCACCAAAGCACUCCCGGCACCAGACUAUCUCGUCUGCCGGUUUUUACGCUCGCUCGUCUCCAGUCUCAAGAGACGCCCGGUCUCAACUGCUUCAGUAUUCCAAGUCGUGCAACUAUCGCGAAAACGACCACCCUGCUGAGGAAGACACUGUCAUGGGAAACGACCCCCUCGUCCGCUGGCGCAAAAGCCGUGCACGUCAGCAGCGAGCCAAUGCCAUGCAGUCAGCAAUGGAUGUGAGCAGGCCAUGCAGCAACCUCAUCAGGAGCGCCUCCGAGGAAAGCCUGCUGCAGAAGUAUAUGGGUGAAGAGCAACCAAAGCGACGGCCCCAACACUGUAAAGGCAAGGCCCCCAGACCCCCAAUGGAAAGUACUAACUGGGAGAGAACAAAGAAGUUUGACACUCCCGCAGCCACACCUGACAGGCACGCACUGUGGUUUGCCAAUCAGAUGCACAGUGUUGACUGGAAGCGCAGUCAGUCCACCUCGAAGAUAGACGAGAUCGAUCAUAUCCAGGAUGGGCCGAUAAACAAGAGCAUGGGACAGGAGGGUUGCCAGCCUGUGAGCAGCACCAUGACACCGAGGCAACAUGACAUUACAGUGAAGGUGAAGGCAGACUCUCUGGCAAGCGUCCAUACGCCACCUCGCGUGAACAGUGUGUGCAGCUCUUCUUCCGAAGGAAGCCAGAGAUCUCACCGGUCGCACGAGUCGACCCAUUCAGGGCGAUCGCAAGCCUCAAACCGUUCGCGAACGAGUCCCUGCCGGCGCCAAUCUCCCAACUGUACCAUAGCUGCGGUCCACCGGUCAGCGAGCAGCAAGCCCAUGGAGCCUCCCAGUUAUCAAGAAGCCAUGACACGCCGCACCCUGCUCCGGAGAUCACAGGCAAUCUCUCAGGCCGACGACACAUUGCUCGAGGAACCUCAAACGGAACCUGUGUCUCUAAGUUGCAAAGCUCUGCAGCUGUACGAGGAAUCCUUGAGGAUAUACAAUGAGCAGCUGGAUGUCGCGAGCGACACUCAUCAUGCCAUUCUUGUCAAAGUGGAUAGUAGUGAUGAAGGCAUAUCCGAAAGCCCACCGCCCCCUCUGCCACCCAAGCCCCACCAGCCAGUGCACCGCACUGCCAGCGACGGCACUGGCAUUCGUCUCAGGCACCAUCCUCCGGUUCAUGUGAAGGAUUCUCAGCUUGUGAAUCGCGGGAAGUGUGUUGUAGUGUCCUCGUUUCAUGACCGCUGCCAGCCACAGUCAUUAUACGACUUUCCCAAGGAAAUCAGCUGGAGUGUAGCUCAGCUGAGGAGCAUCUUCAGCCAGCAAACCUCGGUGGGAAAAGAUGGAAGUACGGGCAGCAACAGCGGCCUGUCAGACUCUGCCUGCUCCAGCGAGCGUGAAGGGCCCCACGGUGUAUUAUCGAGUCACCUACGGACAGAGUCAGUGAGCAGCAGCACAGGUGGUGAAGAGUCUUAUGUGUAAAUAUGAGCAGAGAGAAUUUUCUUGUUCUUAAGCCAUUCGUGCCUGUUUUGCUGUAACCGAGACAAUAGUAAUUGUGCAAUCUGUCUCUGCUGCCAACACUGUUGCCCUCUAAUCACAGGUAUGCUGCAUAUGAACUCUGAGUUCCUUUGACUGAGAACCUUCAGAGUUCUUUUGGAAACUCAUGCUCUCAUGUAUUUAACUAUUCACCAACUUUGCAUGAUGAACUUCUGUAUAUGUGCCAAAUAGCCUGCUGAGAAGCUUACGAGAUCUGUAUAGGUUAUUGUUGUCCAGUGUUCUGUGUUGUUUCAUGCUGUUUAAUUCGUUUCUAGCAUGAUUAUGAUCUGUAUAGGCAGUGUAUUGUUCCUUCUAGAGCUCAUUCACUGUUGUGAACUGUAUAUAAUUGUAACAUGGCAUUGUGCAGUAAUGUAUGUGCUCCGUGAGGCAUGCAGGGGCAAAAAUUUGCCCUAAACGCGAUUUGUGACAGGUGCUUGUCACAGCUCACCUAGACCAUUGUAUUUAUGGCCUGUUUGUGUACAACAGUGGCUGAAAAGAUGGUAUUGUAGAUAUUUUGAUAACAGCAAUAAACAUUGUACAUGCAAUAUAAAA
Messenger RNA from Rhipicephalus sanguineus (brown dog tick), 5238 nucleotides. RefSeq names its product rho GTPase-activating protein 20. Gene Ontology annotation, biological process: signal transduction. The coding region runs from base 118 to 4632 and encodes 1504 amino acids. The transcript has 23 exons. The record is from RefSeq and is a predicted model, not a curated record. Gene Ontology annotation, molecular function: GTPase activator activity; guanyl-nucleotide exchange factor activity. NCBI's taxonomy places the organism in Eukaryota, Metazoa, Arthropoda, Arachnida, Ixodida, Ixodidae.